Molecule: messenger RNA, 3194 nt
Organism: Dromaius novaehollandiae (emu)
Lineage: Eukaryota; Metazoa; Chordata; Aves; Casuariiformes; Dromaiidae
Gene: GCLM
Product: glutamate-cysteine ligase modifier subunit
Exons: 7
Biological process (GO): glutathione biosynthetic process
Cellular component (GO): glutamate-cysteine ligase complex
Molecular function (GO): enzyme regulator activity; glutamate-cysteine ligase catalytic subunit binding
Source: RefSeq, a predicted model, not a curated record
AAUUUUUUUUUUCGGACAUAUGAAAGCAUCUCCUGGUAUCCAUUAUCGCGACGAAAAUGCUUAGUUGCUGUAAUAGCCACCUCGGUCACUCCCGCAGAACAGCCCGCGGCGCUGAGCUGCGGGGCCCCGGUGGCGGUGCGGGACUGCAUUCAAAAAACAUUGAAUGAAUGGAGCUCAAAGAUCGGACAAGAUCUAAAUCAGGAAGUACUGGAGGUUCUGGAAUGUACUAUAGCUCAAGCUAUAGAAAAAAUAAAUCCUGAAGAAAGAGAUGAGUUGAAAGUAUCAGCAAAACUUUUCAUCGUUGGAUCAAACUCUUCUUCAAUCAGAGAUGCAGUUGGCAUGGCGUGUUCUGCACUCGGAGUUGCUCAGUUAGAUUCUGUCAUUAUCGCCCCACCUCCUGUUGAAGAUGGAAUUAGCCUCUCCUUGGAGUAUUUACAACCUUAUUGGCAAGAACUCGAAAAUCUAGUUCAAAACAAAAAAAUUGUUGCCAUAGGUACCUCUGACUUAGAUAAAAUACUGUUAGAGCAGCUGUAUCUGUGGGCACAGGUGAAACCAAGUAGUAACCAGGUAAAUCUAGCUUCCUGUUGUGUUAUGCCACCUGAUCUUACAGCAUUUGCAAAACAAUUUGACAUACAGCUAUUAACUCACAAUGAUCCAAAAGAAUUGCUCUGUGAAGCAAGUUUCCAAGAAGUUCUUCAGGAAAGCAUCCAGAACACGAAAGCCCACGAAUGGACUCCUCUAUGGCUUCUCCGGUAUUCGGUCAUUGUUAAAAGCAGAGGAAUUAUCAAGUCCAAAGGCUAUAUCUUACAAGCUAAAAGAAAUGCCUCUUAAAACACUUCCUCAUUUCCACAAUACCUUGGUGUUUUAAUUUCUUGGGGACAAGGGGAACAUUGCUGCUUUUGUAGGAAGACUUUUCCAACAGCUGUAACAAAGACCAAAAGUUGUAAUUUUUCAAAGUGGUGUCAGCAGGAGUGUCUGCAGGGUCCUAAUACUAUUUUUCUUUCUUAACCUAUUCACCCGUUCAUUUAAAAUCUGAAACAUUUUGUUUUCAUUAAACUGUUUUCUAACUGAAAUUAUAUAUAAAGAAAAUGUUCAAAAUAUUUUUCUUUUAUAUGACCACUACACUGUAAAACCAUGACUAUAUUUUAGCUACCCUCAGGUAGUAUAAAGAAACUUGUGUAUUUUUAUUUUUUAACAGGUUGAAUUUCUUUUAAAUAAUAGCUACUAACCUGGUAGGUACCUAGAGAUCAGACUUUUGAAGACUAAUUUUUGUAGAUGACUCGUCUUUCAUGAAGAAUUAUCCAAAAAAAUAAAUUGGUAUGUCAUUACUUGGUAUGGGCACGUCAGCUGUUUAAUUUGUGUGGAUGGGAAAACCGGUUUAUUUUUAAUACAAUAUAAAAGACCUCUGGUGGUUGGGGGGGGGCAGGGAGAAAGCAUCUUCAGAACUACUUUGAGUGUUACUUGAAUUCUUUCUGGCUUCUUUGUACCUCUGUGUAAUUUAUAUGCAAGCAUGAUGACAUCUUUACAGUUUGAAAUAGAAAAUGUAUUAUUGCGUGUUUAAAGUAAGAGCUGGAAACAAAUGAUGAAAAACCUGUUAAUUGGAAAUCAUAAUGUGCCUGGUUUAUUCUCAACUGUGGCUCGUUUUUUGGUAUUCAGGAGCCACAGAAGAGAGAGUAAAUGUGAGGCUGUUCAUUGUAUGAUCAUGUACAAUGGAUGACUUUGAGGUUGCCUAGGGAAAUCUGUUGCUGGAGUGCCAUUCAGAAAUGACAUGAGCAUUUAGCUUGAAGCUAUGUAUGUUUCUUUGUGACACUAUCUUAAUGUGUACUGUACUGCUAGCUUUUGAAUCCUAGAGAGACUGCUGCAGCUAGGGCAAGGCAUCUGAUUUAACAACCUCUUUCUAUUGAACAGGCCUUUUCAUUUUCUAGGCCUUUAAAUCAGAGCAGAUACCAAGAACUCAACCUGUAGUUCAGCAGGGGCUUGAUGCUGAGUUUCUAAAAUCAAAUAAGCAUUUUCCUAGUGACUUCAGAUAGUAACAGGGCUUUAUGCUAGUACUUGUUAACUUAGUUUUACCUAUUUUGAAUUUGGACUGUGAGGGAAUUAACUUUCACUAUGUAGGCAGCUAGUGGAAUUUCAGUGCUUGUAGGCACUGUCUAGAAGUAUCAGCUUACUAUAAUCCAUUCCAUCAAUUCAAAACAUUAAAUUUUAUCAAGAUAUUUUUGAGUCCUUAAGUAUCUCAUCUGUAUGUGGCAAAUUCUAGGAAGUUUUCCUAGACUUCUUUGGUUGUUAGAGAACUGGAACUAGUAAUGCAACAAGAAAAUGUUUUCAUUUUUUCCUCUCUUAAUCAACAUUUAGGGUUUUUUUUAGGGAGGGUUGGUGUGUAUCUGAUUUUCAAAAUAAGAUGAGGUUCAUUUCAAGCUUCUCUGCUAGCUUAGAGUUGUGUGCUAACCACUGUUUGUAAAUUGUUUCUCUGUGGUGGACUAUUAACAUCCUGUAUCGUAUUACUUGCAUGUGUGUUCAGUUUUACAAAUUGAAAUAUUGCAAAAUAAGAAUUAUGCUAAAAUAAUGUACAGAUUGUUCUAAUGGGGUAGUUAUUUAUUUCCUUGCUGUAAACCAUUAGCAGUUCUCUUGCUAUAGAAAAGUACAUUUUAAGAGAUGAUCUUGUUUUUGUAGGGUCACUGACAGUGUAGCAAUUUAUCAGGUUUUCUGAUUAUUGAUCUGUUUUGCAUUAAAGUGAGAGAGAUGAGAUUUCCUUUCACGAGGAACUUGAAAAUUUGAAUUAAAAAUUGAAAUUUAUGUACACUUUUCAUCUAUGCUUUGUAUGAAUUCUGAGUAUCUCAGUGAUAGUAUUUUACACUUUCUGGGACUUUAUCAUGAAAUGGCGUGUGUAAUACUUAAUAGAAAAUGCAUAUUCCCCACUGUUGGAUGGUUUGCUGAUCUGAAAUUACCACAUUCACAAGUUUUAAAAUAGUAUGAAAAAAUCAGAUUCUUCAGCACUGAAGACAGACAUUAGUGUGUCAGCUAGUGUUUUUUCUCCCUCCUCUAUACUUGCAUCUUUCUAGCCAGCUUUCUUUAGAUUGCAUCGUUACAGCAAUCGGUGUGCAUGAAGGAAAUGGAGACAUGCAUAAUGUACGGCUUUUUGCAGAAAGCAUGUUUAUAUUUACUUACUUUGUUCAUUAAACUGAAUUGAAUGUGAA